CGUACCCCACUCCCUUCACUCUGCCCACCCUGCCCUACCGCGGCUGGCCACCAUGCUUCCUCUCCUGCCCUAGGCCCUUCCUUUGUGAUCAGGCCCUGUCCCUGAUCGCGCCUCUGUCUCCCUUCCUGUUCUCUCGAGGUUUUCUCAGGCUUUCCAGACUUCUCAUGCUGCUCUCCCUCUCCUGCUUUUCUUUCUCUACCAUCUCUUUCCACUUUCUGCAUUCCCCUGUACCUCGUCUACCCCUGGAUUUCUCCGUCCAGAAUCACUUUCUGGUCCCCCAAAUCCCUCCAAUCUCAUGACCCCUUCACCACCCUCCAUCUUUUGUUGUUGUUGUUGUUGUUGUUUUGUUGUUGUUGAGACAGAGUCUCGUUGUGUCCCCCAGGCUGGAGUGCAGUGGCGCGAUCUCGGCUCACUGCAACCUCCGCCUCCCGAUUUCAAGCGAUUCUCCUGCCUCAGCCUCUUGAGUAGGUGCGAUUACAGACAUUCACCACCACGCCGGCUAAUUUUUGUAUUUUUAGUAGAGGCGAGGUUUCACAUGUUGCCCAGGCUGGUCUCGAACUCCUGACCUCAAAUGAUCCACCCACCUCGGCCUCCCAAAGUGCUGGGACUACAGGCGUGAGCCACUGCGCCUGGCCCCCACCCUCCAUCUUUUUUUUUUUUUUUUUUUUGAGAUGGAGUCUCGCUCGGUCAUCCAGGCUGGAGGGCAGUGGCGCGAUCUCGGCUCACUGCAAGCUCCGCCUCCUGGGUUCACGCCAUUCUCCUGCCUCAGCCUCCCGAGUAGCUGGGACUACAGGCGCCCGCCACCGCACCCGGCUAAUUUUUGGUAUUUUUAGUAGAGAUGGGAUUUCACCGUGUUAGCCAGGAUGGUCUCCGUCUCCUGACCUGGUGAUCCGCCCACCUCGGCCUCCCAAAGUGCUGGGAUUACAGGUGUGAGUCACCGCGCCCGGCUCACCCUCCAUCUUUUAACUGUUUCCCCAUGUCCCUGUUCCUAAUAGCCUCUCUCUAUUUCCUGACUUAUCUUCCCAUUAGCUGUGACUCCUUCGACUUCAUCUUACCCCUGUGAUUCCUUAUCUGACCAAACCUUUUCCAAUCUCUCUCUGCUCACUUAUUUUCUCUCAUCUUCUCUCUCUCUUUUAAGAGACAAGGUCUCACUCUCUUGCCCAGGCUGGGGCACAGUGAUGCAAUCAUAGCUCAGAGUAACCUCCAACUCCUGGGCUCAAGUGAUCCUCCUACCUCAGCUUCCCUAGCAGCUGGGACUACAGAGAUGAGGGUCUCACUUUGCUGCUCAGGACACCAUGGAUACCCAGGGACCAGUCUCCCAGCCUUUUCAGCAGCCUGAGAAACCUGGUCGUGUCCGUCGUCGGAAGACUAGGCGGGAACGUAACAAGGCCCUGGUGGGCAGCCGCCGGCCAUUAGCCCACCACGAUCCUCCUGUGGCCAUUCGGGAUCCACCUGUGGUCCCUACUGCCUCCAAGCUCGUGGUCAUAACCCAGGGCCGGCUGAGCCGGGAGCACCGGGGUCUCUUCAACCACGAGGUGAAAUCCCUAGAUGUUGCAAGGCUGCUUAGCAGUGGGACCCUGGUGCCAGGCAGCCCCACACUCCCCGCCAAGCCCUCCCCAAGCCCAGGCAGGGCCCAGGAACCAGCCCCGCAGUCCAGGGACAAAGAGAACCAGGUGCCUGGAGGUUCGGGCCCAGGCCCACCCAGUUCCCCAGAGUUGUCUGGCGUGGGGCAGCUGCUGGCAGAGCUGCAGUGUCAGCUGAGUUUGCCACAGGCCUUCCCCCGGAGGAACCUGAUUCAGGAUGCCAGGGAUGCCAUCGUGCACACCUUGCAGGCCUGUCAUGGUUGUGUGCCUGACCUUGCCCUGGUGCUUCAGGGCUGCCAGCCACCCUUGCCAGGGGCCAAGCCUGGGGUCUCUGAGAGAAAGAUGACACCCUUCUGGAUUAAUAGCCCUGAUCAAGUCCCAGAGCAGGAGAGGCAAAGGAAGCAACAAGGGACAAAGGAGUUCACCUUCCCCAUGCCCUACACCUCCAGCAUGCCCACUGCACACAGGGGGAGUCUGGCACCGCCAAGAGGUCCCUGGCCACCACACUUUCCCUCACUGUCUUCGCCAUCUGGAACAGCCUGGGGUCCCCCAACAGCGUUUGACUUGUUAAAAAGCAUCUGGCUGGUAGCCACGCCACCCCCUCCUCGGCCCUGGGGGGUUGGCCUCCCUCAGCCCCUGCCUCAGCCUUCAUCACCCCUGUUGCCCCGAACCUCUGUCCUGGACUGGAGCCCCAGCCCCCCUUCCCCACUGCCCAGCCUCUCCUGGGUAGUGGCCCAGAGCAGUCCGGAAGCCUGGUCUUUUCCACCCAUGAGACUGUACUGAGGAGAGGCUGAGGCUAGGGCUGGGGACAGAUAUCUUGUACUCCCAGUGACCUCAAUAAAGUACUUUUCAUGGUCCUCUUGA
Molecule: messenger RNA, 2447 nt
Organism: Gorilla gorilla gorilla (western lowland gorilla)
Lineage: Eukaryota; Metazoa; Chordata; Mammalia; Primates; Hominidae
Gene: PRR19
Product: proline rich 19
Exons: 4
Coding region: 1296-2366 (356 amino acids)
Source: RefSeq, a predicted model, not a curated record